GGCCGCGCGCCGGGAAGCUCACGGGGCGGGCGGGCGGGCGCCGCACCCCGGCUUGGCCGCCUGCGCCCCGGGGAGGCCCCCUGCGCGCGACGGGACCAGCAGCAUGAGCAGCGGCUACAGCAGCCUCGAGGAGGACGCGGAGGACUUUUUCUUCACCGCCAGGACCUCCUUCUUCAGGAGAGCGGCCCCGGGCAAGUCCCGUUCGGGUCAGCCGGAUGUGGAGAAAGAGAAGGAAACUCACAAUUACCUCAGCAAAGAGGAAAUCAAAGAGAAAGUUCAUAAGUACAAUUCAGCCGUCACAGACAAGCUGAAGAUGACCUUAAAUUCAAAUGGGAUUUACACUGGCUUCAUCAAGGUGCAGAUGGAACUCUGCAAACCCACACAGACCCCUCCCAACCCUGGGAGAGCCCCGCCCAGUAGCAGCGGCUGCAUGAACACGCUGCACAUUAGCAGCACGAACACCGUGGGAGAAGUGAUCGAGGCCCUGCUCAGGAAGUUCCUGGUGACCGAGAGCCCCACCAAGUUUGCACUCUAUAAGCGUUGUCACAGGGAAGACCAAGUGUAUGCCUGCAAGCUCUCUGACCGGGAGCACCCACUCUACCUGCGUUUGGUGGCGGGGCCCAGGACCGACACGCUUAGCUUCGUUCUCCGAGAGCACGAAAUUGGCGAGUGGGAGGCCUUCAGCCUACCGGAGCUGCAGAACUUCCUGCGCAUCUUGGACAAGGAGGAAGAUGAGCAGCUGCAGAGCCUGAAGCGGCGUUACUCAGCCUACAGGCAGAAGCUGGAGGAAGCGCUGGGCGAGGUGUGGAAGCCCGGCUAAGGCGGAGGGGCGCUUCCUGCCAGGAAGGCACAGCUCGGGACUCAGGAAAGAGCGGCGCUGCCUCCCUCGGAGACCCACCAUGCCGGGUCCUCCUCUCUCCUCUCUAGACACAGUUCUCAAAGCCUGCUCACGCAGCAUCCUGCGGCGCACGGAUAGGCACAGGCACCCUGCAAGCUCGUUCUGUUAGGGCUCGGCGAUGUUACCUCUUGCAAGCUGUGAGCCUUCCCGGAGUGCUUGGGAGCAUGAACUCCGGGUGGAUGUCCCCUGUUCUCUUCUAGUUACUGUAAUUGUGAUUUUGUAAAGCUUUAGGAUGUGUGGAUGAGUUUUAAAGCUUUAACAAGCAAUCUCUUAAGUGCUUGCCCUAUGGUGAAACUUAGCUGCUUGUUUUUGUUCUCUGUUAGAGCAGUCCUCGUGAACUGAAAGAAACGGGAUUUUAGGAACUCUGGGGGAUCGGGGGAAGAGUGUGAAGAGUUUUGACAAGACAGUGAAGGGCAUGUUGGGAAGGUAGAGGGAAGGCGAGAGCCCGGGGUUUUUGGGAAGGUAGCGAAUGUGGCUUCUAAGGUAGUGCUAGAGGAGAAAGGUGUAUUUGUUUGUAAAGGAGUUAAAAGUGUUCAGGGUUGGCGGUAAGCCCGUUUUAAGAUGGCUUGAUUUGCUAGUAGUAAAAUGUGGGGUCAGAGCCAAAGGGCUAAGCCCAAAGGAGGGAUCCACGAGCUGCAGCCAAGAUGGUCCUGAGGGAGGCCUGCUCUUGCUGCGGCCGGAGGUAACCUGUGCCUCCCUCCGUCCCGACUCCGCCGCUGUGGAGUCGAUGGUCGCGGGCGUAGCUUUCCGUGUGAGGGUGGGACCUGACCAUUUGCUGGUUAAUGUAGUCCCCCACCCCACCCCCACCCCCGAGGUUGGUCUCAGAGUUAAAAAGGAGUUUGGGUAAGGGCAGCUGUUUUUCCCCUCAGCUGUUAGCUAGAAGAGGUGUCAAGUCCAGGGCUCACAGCAAACUUUGUGACAAUCACUCUUCCCUUUUAGUCCACCCUUCCUUGUCCCUGACCUCCCUCCCCAAAGUUGUUCUUAUGAAGUAGAGGACAGGGAUGUUGGUUAAAGGCCCAGUCCUACCACAUCCUCGCCUCUAAGAGACUUGACUAAAGGCCCCAAGGAAGGAAGGUCCACACCCAGCUGACCGCGCCACAGGCGUUCAGUACGCAACUAUUUUGACAGAAGUGUGCAUGUUCCUUCCGACCAAAGACACGCAUGUGCAAUAGAAGCCUUCCUGAAGACUGGCACAAUCGCCUGGUCUCCUGCAGCAGCCUGCAGAUCCGAGAGAGGGAACGCUGUGCUGUGCUUCCGGAGGGGCCUGGCAGUCGGGCUGUUUCUAGUCUAGAUAGGUUUUGUUGUUUAUAAAUUCCCAAGGAAUUGUUAACACGGCGACACCGAUGGAUUCUUUUGGAAAUUCCAAGGUGCUCCCGCUCUUUGCCUUUCUAUGAACCGUGCCUUCGAUCGAGUGUCUCCCCCUUCGAGGUGGCGUCCUGACUCGUCCCCGUGGGGGGGGGGGGGAGAGGCAGCUCCAGGUGUGGGUUAUGCCACUCAAGCUCCCGAGACAAUCGGAUCUUCUAAGCUAUUAGGAAGAGUUGGGGGGGGGGGAAGCCAGCUAUAAAACAUGAAUGGCACAUGUUUAAUUUUGCAUGCAGUUUCCUUUUAGUGCAUCCAUGAGGGUUAGCGACAUUGUCAUCCAACACGUUGCCUGUUGUUCAGGGAAGGCCUCUGGCUUUUGUGCUGUUUUCUUACUGUUCAGACUGUGGCUCGGGUUUGUGUACGCUGUCAUCAGCCACCUGGUCUUCUAAUUACUCCUCCCAGUAAGCUCACCGUUUGUGAAGCGGGAGCUUCUCAGAUUAAGACACUGUUAUAACCUGAAAGUAGUAGCUGAUGGGUAUCUGUGAAAUUUUUCUUUUUUUUUUUUACUUGAAGUAGAUUGUAUGAGGCAGGCGCCCUCCUCUGUACUCAUCCAAACCUCGCUGGCUGUCAUGCGCACUACACAUUGUCACUCACAAACUUAACUGUAUUGAAGAUCUACCAGUCCGUGGUUCCUCAAGACUCGUGCUGUCCCCCAAACACUGGUUACUACGGCAGCGUUUUUUAAAGCCUAAAAGAAGAAAAAGAGACCCAGAGGCCAAAGUUUUUUGUUCUUUAAACCGUUGUUCAAAUCCUCCUGUAAAAUGAAACGAGGCCUUGCUGUAAAACUGUUUUCUCUUCAAAAUGUGAUGGUACAAGAACGGUGUGAAAUGAAGGGUGGAGCUGCAGGAGAGCAUUUUAAAUCUAGAAGUUAAAAGCUAUAUUUAUAAUGUUGAUGAGUUUAAGUUUUAUUUUUAUAGGGAAGAUUUUUUUCUCCCCUGAAAUUGUGUCUGGGAUGGCAAAAUUGUUUCUAUUAAACAUUGAAGUUGUUAGUUCA
Meriones unguiculatus (Mongolian gerbil) is the source of this 3254-nucleotide messenger RNA. It is a transcript of the gene Rassf3, whose product is annotated as Ras association domain family member 3. Gene Ontology annotation, cellular component: cytoplasm. The coding region runs from base 104 to 820 and encodes 238 amino acids. The record is from RefSeq and is a predicted model, not a curated record. The transcript has 5 exons. Lineage: Eukaryota; Metazoa; Chordata; Mammalia; Rodentia; Muridae. Gene Ontology annotation, biological process: signal transduction.